This is a messenger RNA of Numida meleagris (helmeted guineafowl), 2059 nucleotides long. Its product is annotated as solute carrier family 2, facilitated glucose transporter member 11-like. Gene Ontology annotation, biological process: monosaccharide transmembrane transport. Lineage: Eukaryota; Metazoa; Chordata; Aves; Galliformes; Numididae. Gene Ontology annotation, cellular component: membrane. Gene Ontology annotation, molecular function: hexose transmembrane transporter activity. The record is from RefSeq and is a predicted model, not a curated record. The coding region runs from base 1 to 1533 and encodes 510 amino acids. The transcript has 12 exons.
AUGACCGGCUUCCUACCGGUGAGAGACCUGGUGAAUUUUGUUCUACUUCUGCAGGCACAAUACCAGGGACUCUUCCGAAUGGUUGUUGUCUUGGGGAUCGGUGGAACAUUCCAAAUUGGCUUUCAAAUUUCUACAAUCACCUACAUGAGUCAGCAUGUUAAGGCUUUCAUUAAUGAAACUUGGCUGGAGCGACAUGGAUACCCUAUGCAUCAGGAGAACCUCUUGUUUCUGUGGUCUCUCAUUGUGUCCAUCCUUGGUAUAGGAGGUCUCUUGGGUGCUUCAGGAAGUAGAUACCUGACUGUCAAGUAUGGCAAAAAAAAAUGUCUCCUGUGCAACAAUCUGUUAAUGAUAGCUGCAGCUUCUAUCAUGGGCUGCAGCAAAACGGCCCAGUCCUUCGAGAUGAUUCUCAUUGGGCGCUUCCUAUGUGGUGUAAGCGUAGGCUUUUCUACUCCUCUGCAUCAUCAGUAUGUUGGGGAAAUUUCCCCUAGGAAGCUACGUGGAUUUGCAAACUCUACUGCCUCUUUCUUUUGGUCACUGGGAAAAGCCGUAGGGCAAAUUGCAGGACAAAGGGAGCUGCUGGGCAGCCAGUCCUGGUGGCCCAUGCUGAUGGCCUCCUGUGGAAUUCCUGCACUGGUCCAGCUGCUCACUCUGCCCUUCUUCCCCGAGUCCCCGCCAUAUCUCCUCAUGCAUAAAGGAGACCAGGAAGGAUGCAAGAAAGCCAUAAGGCAGCUUUGGGGUGAAGGCCAUCACCAAGCAGAGAUUGAUGACAUCAUGAAAGAGAAGGCAACAAUGAAAAACAUCAAGAUCUUGAGUGUCCUGGAGCUAAUGAAAGAUCCAGCUACCCGCUGGCAGCUGUACAUGAUAAUUAUUCUGACCGCCUCAAUUCAGCUAUGUGGCAUCAAUGCAAUUUAUUUUUAUACUUUUGAAGUCCUCCAGGCAGCUGGCUUUGAUGAAAGAAUGGUCUACUAUAUGACCCUGUCUCUUGGACUUGCAGAACUCUUAGCCACUGUAGUCUGUAGCUCCAUCAUUGAGCGACUGGGCAGGAAAACGCUCCUAAGAGGAGGCUACUGCAUCAUGGGUUCACUGCUAGCUGCUAUCACAGUGACCCUCUCCCUACAGGAUUGGUAUUUCUGGAUGCCGUACUGCAGCCUGUGUCUGAUUAUCUUAUUUGUAGUUGUCUUUGGACUUGGGCCAGGUGGUGCCACAGUUUCCACGAGGGCUGAAAUUUUCAAGCUGUCGUGCAGACCACCCGCCUUUGUGAUCAGUUCAGUUUUCAACUGGCUGGGCAUCUUUGUGAUCGGAACAAGCUUCCCGUUCAUCGUGGAAGGACUCAAGCACUUCUGUUUCCUCAUCUUUAUAGGGGUACUUUUCACUUCAGCAACGGUUAUCCACCUGUUCCUUCCAGAAACAAAAGGGAAGUCAAUUGUGGAAAUAACAGAAGAGUUUGAUAAGCUAAACUUCAAAAAGAAGCACGUUCCAGCAACUCCAAAGCAUGUCAUGGAGGAUGGCUACACCUUCUGCACCAGGCUGUGACUGGCUGAUAGAGAGGUGGCAAGCAUUCUUAAAAGGAAGAAGGAAAAGAUAUUUGUUGUUUUCUGGCUAGCAAGUUGGUCAAAUGGACCAUCAGCUUUCAUUAUCCAUCACCUACAAGGUUUUUUUGUUGCCAAAACAGCAUGGUUCUCAAGCACUCCACUCUGGGCAGCUUAGAAAAGGGAUGAUGCCUGAUAUUAGCGGAAUAGACUUGUCUGACUCAUGCACAUCUUGGCUCAACUAGCUGAUGUGUAAAUCUCUUCUAUAAUAGAGCAAUUCAUACACACUGAAACUACAUGUAGAAUUUCUAAACACUCUGCUGACCGCAGAGAAAAGGACGACUUACGAUCCCUUCUCUCUGUGAUUCAUGAGUUUGUAUUUACAACUCUGAAAUAGCAAUAGUAAAGUUCUUGGCUUGCUACCUCUGGCUAGAUUUCAAUUCAUGACAGAUUAAGGAAAAAGAAAUAACAGAAUAGGAGAGAAAUUCUUUGUUUCUUUAGACUGAACAUCUUUCCAGAUUCCUGUACUC